This is a messenger RNA of Pelobates cultripes (western spadefoot toad), 28614 nucleotides long. The record is from the annotation of a GenBank genome assembly. Lineage: Eukaryota; Metazoa; Chordata; Amphibia; Anura; Pelobatidae.
CUAGGGGGCUCUGCAGCGCUGGCUUCACUGAACAUACAAACACACACAUCAACAGCCCGGCCUGGACGUUGCAUCCUAACAGAAAGCCCACACAUGUCUCUAUUGUCCGCCGCCGGGUUACCGCACCAGCAGAGGAAGGCACCGGCGCGGAAACGUGACGUCAGCACCGGGGCAGCGAGCAAACGGCAGCUGAAAGGCCAGAGCGCCGACAUGGGGAAAAAACACAAGAAGCACAAAGGGGACAAACACGGAUAUGAGGGGAAGGGGGAGGUACGAGGUGAGCGGGCUGUAUGCUUUAUACAUCACCAUUUAAACUACACUGGGAUUAGAGAGCCUCCUCCGCCUCUUCGUUUAACCCAUUCAAUGCCAGUGGCAUUCCAGCCACAUUGACACCUGGACGUUAAAAUGGCUUAUUGUUUAAAGGGACACUAUGGUCACCAGAACAACUACAGCUUAAUGGAGUUGUUAUGGUGCCUACUGCCUGGCCCUGCAGUUUAUUUAUUUUAUUUUUAUGUAAACACUGCAUUGGGUGCACUUCUUCAUUGUCUUUUGAGGAAUUUGAUUUUAUAUUUCAGGGAUAGGCAACCUUCGGCACGACAGAUGUUUUGGACUACAUCCUCCAUAAUGCUCUUACACCUGGGCAAAGCAUCAUGGAAGGUGUAGUCCAAAACAACUGGAGUGCCGAAGGUUGCCUGUGCCUGUAAUUUCAUCCCUCCAGGGAUUUAAGUAUAGCUAAAGAACUACUGGUAGAUUAGCACUAUCUCUUUAUCACUUCGUAUUAAAGAUUACCCAUAUUGGGUCCUGUUAAUUAUUAUUAUUAUUCAGCAAAUUAUUUUAAAGUGAUAGUAUAUGCAUGUACACUACAAAACUCUGUAGUAAUUGCGGUGCUAGGAGUCCCCCGGCGCCUUACUCUGGUAAGUAGUGAAACUGUUUUGUGAACGGCUGGUUUGACAGUUACUUUGGUACACUGGAGUCCAGCCUCCAUAUCUGAAAUGUCUAUAGCAUAUAUUCUUAAUUCGGGUUGGAUUUUAUACAUUGAGGAUUGAUAGGUGGGAGAAAGAUCAGUUGGGUUUUGUUUUUUUUUAAUUUUUUUUCUCAGCUCUAUACAUUUGCUAGCAAUUCUGCUGGCACAAUGUAUAAGUGAAAUUGAGUGCUGUAUAAAAUUAGUAUAACCUAUUUGAACCUUGAUAGGUACUUUUUACGUUAUACAGUUCUGUUCCCUCUAUACAUUAAAGCGGCUCUGUCACCUUCUGGGGUGUUUAUAUAUUACAUAAAGAUGUAUUAUUUACGAAAUGCUAAUAUUGAGUAGGACAGAGUUGCUUUAAAGGACCACUAUAGUGCCAGGAAAACAUACUCGUUUUCAUGGCUCUAUAGGGUCCUUGGAUCCCCCUCCUGCCUGGCUCUAGGGGGAGGAAGGGUUUAAUCCCUUAACAUUUUUCCCAUUUCCGGGUAUUCUCAAUGCUUUCCUAUGGACGCUAGCGUCUUAUUACUGUGAAAAUCAGACACUAGAGGCUGGAUUAACCCAUUUGUAAACAUAGCAGUUUCUCUGAAACUAUGUUUACAGCAGAAAGGGUUAAUCUUAGAGGGACUUGGCACCCAGACCACUUCACUAAGCUGAAGUGGUCUGGGUGCCUAUAGUGGUCCUUUAAGAACUGAAUUUAAAGGGACACUAUAGUCACCCAGACCACUUCAGCUCAAUGAAGUGGUCUGGGUGUCAGGUCCCUCAGGUUUUAACCCUUCAGAUGUAAAUAUAGCAGUUUUAGAGAAACUGCUAUGUUUACAUAGCAGGGUUAAUCCAACCUCUAGUGGCUGUCUUCCUGACAGCUGCUAGAGGCGCAUCUGCGACGCUGGAUGCGAAAUUCGCAUCCAGCGUGCAGAACGUCCAUAGGAAAGCUUUGAGAAAUGCUUUCCUAUGGCCUGUUUGAAUGCGCGCUCGGCACUUGCCGCACAUGUGCAUUCCGCUCCACUCGGGAGCUGACGUCGGCAGGGCAGGGGAGAAGAGGUCUCCAGCGCCGAAGGAGCCCGGCGCUGGAUUAAGGUAAGCUGCUGAACAGGUUUUAACCCCUUCAGCGCCAAGGGGGGGGGGACGACACCCUGAAUGUGGGGGCACCCUUAGGGCACUUUAAUGUCAGGAAAACGGGUUUGUUUUCCUGACACUAUAGUGAUACUUUAAGGCAUAAUUGGAUUUUAACAUAGUGAUACUUCUUAAAGUUGACACAAUUUUUUAUAUAUUAUUUAUGUAUCUAAAUAAUGCAAUUAAAGGGUUAAUACAAGAACCAUGACCACUUCAGUGAUUUAAAGCAGUCAUGGUGUUUGGAGUUUGUAUGUUUUGCAUUACACCAAGAAAAUGCUUGAGAGUUCUGGACUGGCUAAUGUGGAAUCUGUACAUAUUUGGCAUUGGUUGUCAACACUCACGACUAAUGGCUACACUGCCCCCUCCCUCUCUGAGCUGUUCAAUCCUUCCCUGAUAGAUCUCUAAAUAUAAAUAACCGGGACAGUCAACCGGUGAUAUGCUGAGUGUGGCACCUGGGGAUGCAUUGUAAGUCUUAGGCCAUUCGCAUACUGUUUAACAUUUAAAGGGACCCUCCACUACCCAAAUAUUGAAGAUAUUUGCCAUACAAACAGAAACCCGAGACCAGUAGCAAGUGGGCCACGCAGCACAAAAGGGUCGGUAAUGUACUAGACACAAUGUAAGACUGCAAGAUGUCACAGACCUGCAACCUACUUGAAGUUGAAAUACCGAUUGUGUACUGUCAUGUGAUAUGUGGCUUUUUUCCUUUCUGUAAACUAAAAAUCCUUUUAAAAUAAAGAAUUCAAAUGUGUAUUCCUAACACUUUAGUGUUAACCUACCUAUUUAAGUGUCUGUGAGGGUUUAGAUGGUAAUUUAUACUUAAUUUUACUCCCUCACUACAGUAGUUUGUUGGAUGCAUGCCCCACCUCCCUGGCUCAGAUCAUCAAGAUUGAUGACCUCAGCCAAUCCAAUGCUUUCCCUUUGGCAAGCAGUGUGAGACUAGUGCAGAUGUGCAAGAAAACGUAGUACUGGGCCAUUCAAACAGACUGACUCGCUUAUUAAGUGUUAGCACAUAUAUAUAUAUAUAUAUAAUGUGUGUGUGUGUGUGGUCUUGAUGCUACAGCAAGCUUUAGUCACUGUAGUUAUAAUGCAGACAGAGUGAAGUCAAAGACCAGGAAUUUGUUGCAUCAUAACAGAGGAAGGGUAUAUGUUAUGGUGUUUGGAGUGUCCCUUUUAAAAUUUUGUAUAUUUUUUUUUUUUUUUUUUUGUAAUUUACAGUCUGUAAAUAUUAAAACAGAUAAAAUAUUAUCAUGAUUUUAUGAAUAAAAUGGUUGUGUGUGUGUGAGAGGUUUGGUCAGCAACAUAACUAUAAUUAUUUACAUUUCAAAAAGAAAGCUCACAUAUCUUUCUUUCCCAUUUCUUAGCCCUAUGUAAGUUUUCUUUCUUCUUCAUUCAUAGUUUUAUGCCUGAGACUAUAUGUCGAUCUAACCUAAAUGUUUUAAUUCAAUGCUUUCAGACUAUGUGGAAAAACCCUUAAAACUGGUUCUGAAAGUGGGCACUGGAGAGGUAAAGGAACUAUCCACAGCUUGUGCUACUACUCUGCCUCAAAGUUUUCAUGAUGAGAAGUCUGAUCAUGAUAAACACAAGCAUAAAGACAAGAAAAAGAAAAAAAAGAAAGGAGAGAAAGUUGAAUCUCAAAAUGAGGAAAAGAAGAAGAAAAAGGUACUGUUGACGCAUUAUGUUAUUGAAAAGUAUGGUUUACUUUGGGUGGAAUACAUCAAUAUAUUCCUGCAUAUUUUUAAAGGGACACUUUAAGCACCUUAACCAGUAAUCUGUCAGCCUGUUUAAAGGAACGCUAUAACGUUGGCAAUACAGGUUUGUAUUCCUAAAGCUUUAGUCCCCUAGUCUCUAUUUAGUUAAGAGAGUCCCAACCAACUGAAACAAAAAAGUAACACAUAUACAUUGAACAGGACAAUAGCCAUUACCAUAUGAAAAAACAUGUAAAUAGUUAACUACUGCAUUUCGAGGUAUUCGUUUUCUUAAUCAUAAAAUAUUUUUACAUUUCUCAUCAAAGCCACCAAUAGUUUGUUUUUAAAGUGCUUUCCUUGCACAAUAGUUAGGUGACUUAUUCAAAUUAAACUAUUAAUGUGAACCUAUCAUAACAGCUUUUAUUUUAAGUGAUCAUAUCCUUAUGUAGUACAUUUUGUCUUAGUGAGAAAUUGUAUACUUGAUUGCUUUAGGAGAUGGUAUCUAAACAUUUACCUCCUCUUCUGCAGUGACAGUGCCGCCACCAUGGAGGGUCUGUGAAUGUUAAACUAAUGUAACACAAUCCUUGCUCCUGACUACUUCCUUUUUAUGUGAUUGGGGAAUGUUCUAAGCAGAGUAAAUCAGGCUGCACCAACCCCUGAUGCUAACAUGUUGGCUUUAGUGCCUCCCCUCCUCCACCUUACAGCUGUCAUGCAAGAUCUAUGUGUAUUAUAUUGUAGCACUCACUCUCUGCUCCUGUCUACCUAACACCCCCUUCCUACACAAUAAGCUCUGCUUGGAAACUACUCCAAACAGGUUGCCCCCCCAUGAUACUGACUUCAUUUUUUAGCACAUUAGUGUUGUAAUGUUUGUCAUAGAUGGCUAUUGAUUGAUAGGGACUAGACUAUAUCCUCAGUGAUUUAUUACAUAAUGUAUAUAUUUGAUAAAAAUUCUGCUAACGCAGUGUUUAAUAGUUUUUAUUUUUUUUUGGCUCUAGGAUGAGAAGAAGAAAAAAGAUAAAAAGCAUGGAAGUGCUGCUGAUAAAGAUCAUAAGAACCACUCUCCCCUGACACCAGAUCUACCAGCAGUAUGUGUUCCAGAAAACUCUCUGUUAAAACCAGAAGGUAAGGCUAUGCCAGAAGGAAAGAUAUUUGAAUGGCUUUGCCAGCCUAGAGCUUCCCAUUUUGGUCUGUGAAGUCUGAAUUUUUAGGUCAGGCCUUAGCCGCAGUUCCAAUAAUUAGAACAUUUGAGUGGUACUGCUAAGUAAGUUAGCAGCCCUAGAGCUCUCUCACAGGGAAGGUGAAGACUCAAACAACAUGUGUCUAUGCAGUAUAGAUUUGUACAUGCACAGGGGAAAUUAAGUUUCCUUCUCUAACAUCUGGGGCAAAAUCAGUCACAUGAUUAUGUAGAUAGACCGUACCAGCAUACAAUAGGCAAGCAGUUUCCACCUCCGGUUACCUAAAUUAUGCAAACAUAAUCCACAGCCUUUUCUAUAAUUAUUUUAAUUAUUAUUAUUAUUAUUAUUGUAGUCCCAACAAAUAAUCUGCAACGUUUUGACUCCUUCAGGUGUCCUUCAAGCUUUGGUGAGACCACACUAGCCAAAUGUUAAAUUAUACAGUUCACAUGUUUACUUGAGAAAUAGUGGUAUCAGAAACCCAUAGUGUAUUUAGAGCUAAUCAACUUCAUGGAGCAUACAAGGCAUAAACACCUUCACCAGAAAAAAAAAAAGAAAUCGUAAAGUUAACAAAAUCCAAUAAAUAACCCUUGUCUGUUUGUGUGAUUAAGUGCAGUAAGUUAAGAUGACGUAUUGCAUCCCUACCCCUUUAAUAGGACUGUAUCAUUAUAACCAUCAUUGCGACACUGCCUAGUUGGUCUCAUUCAAAACUCAAGGUUUUUUUGGGGGGGUGGGAGGGAGUUUGCAUUAUAUUUUUUUUAAUGUAAUUAGGGGUGUGUUUUUUUUUUUUUUAUAUACACAAUUUAUCCUUUACUAUUAUUGCUUAGUAUAUUUUUUGCUGGUUAUACAAUCUUUAGUUUAAAAUGAUGGUUAUACUGGAUAUUGUUUAGUCCUAUUAGGAUGCAAUUAUGUAAUGAUUCCCCUGCACUCACUGCAGUUCAUCAUAGUUACAUAGCUGAAAAGAGACUUGUGUCCAUCAAGUUCAGCCUUCCUCACAUUUGUUUUUUGCUGUUGAUCCAAAAGAUCAUACAUAUAGUGCCUUUGAUUUGAACUCGAUAAUGGAAAUAUUCUAGUUGUCCUUCCCUUAACGACCUAUGACAGAAUAUUUGUGUCCCUGCUUGUAAAAGGAAACCUCAGAUAUCAUUAGAUAGCUGGGACUUCCCUUUAUCAGCGGGCCCCCAGACUGACUGAUGUUUUGUUUGCUGCAUUCAUAGUGAGCUCUGCAAACUGUCAUUUGUAUGGGGUUUUAAAUUUCUAUUGCUACAAUGGACACAUCAGGGAGUCCAAUGUAUCAAUAGACUCUUGGGGCUCCGCUCUGUAUUUUUUAGUAAGCCCCAGAAUUUUAAUGAGCUAUAUGCCGCUCUGAGAACACUGCAGCUGAGCAAUCAAGUUUAACCUCUGUGGUUCUUUGAGUGUAACUGGUGUUUUGGGAGACCCCCUGGAUUGUCUCACUCCAUGCCCCAAUACUAUUUUGAUCAGUGCCAGGCUUUUCUAGUUGCCCAACACAGAUCACAAUACAUUGAAAUUGCUAUUUUGAGUAUAACACAUCUGCUUGUAAUACUGAAAAUAGCCAGUAGAUGGCAGCAAUAUAUCACUCUGUUUUAUUUCAGUAUUUGCUAAUAAAAGUGUGAUAUUAUCAGAGGAUACCACUUUGGUUUAAUAUUGGAUUAUGUUUAGGCUUAGGCUUGGGCUUCAGAAUAGGGUUCUGGUUAGGAGCCAAAAUCAGCAGAUUGACUGCUACAUAUUUUGCUACUCUAUUCACUGAGAAGAUUUCCACGAUCAGGGAAGAGAUCUCUAAGCUCUCCCCUACCCUGACCAAUACUUCCCCCAACCACACUCCCUCCUUUUGUCUAUGCUCACUCGCAACUGCUACACCAGAAGAGGUUUCUGCCUCGGUUCUCCUACCUCAACACCUGUUCCUUCGAUCCUAUUCACUCAUAUCUUUUUAACACUCUUCCUUCUCCUGUUCUGCUCUUACUAAAAUAUGUCAGAGGACAGGGAGAGAUUGAAUGAGCUCAAACAUACAACCAUGAUCCGGAUUGUUUAAAAAAAACUUUGACCCCAACUCCCAUCCAACUACCACUCUAUCUCACUACUACCAUCCAAGAUCCUUGAGAGAGUUGUGUAUGCAAGAUUGAAUGACUACCGAUGAUUUAUUGCUGCUAAAUCCAGUUUCUUCUAUAAAAUCCUAUUUUCUCCUAAUAAACCUUGAGUUUUCUGCUGCUUCCCCCACCGUUGAUCACCAACCACUUUCCUUAUCCUUCAUAAUCUCGGUCUGAGACCCUACUUUCUCCUGUUUCUUCUCCUAUCUCUCCCAGUAGUUCUACUCUGCCUUCUCUGCAAAUCCUCUUUGUCAGUGUUACCCAUUGUGCUGUCCUAGGUCCCUUACUGUUUUAAAUCUUUACUGCCUCCCUUAGUAAACUCAUCCGCUUCUUUGGCUUCUAAUAUCACUUCUAUCUAUGCAGGCAACACACAAAUCUUUCCUGUCUUUAUCUCACCGUUUCUCUUGAUUUGUGUCUCUGACAACCUUUCUGCUAUUUCUAACUGGAUGGCUGCUAACUUCCUUAAUGUAGUGGUUCUGCUAUCUAUAGCACGCCUUAACCCUGUAAAAACUGACUUUUCAGAGAAAAGUCUGUUUCCAUUUCUGCCUAGUAACAACUCUAGUGGCAGUCACUCUGACUGCCACCAGAGGUGCUUCCAAAUUCAGUGCUGCACUGUGUGCACCACCUAUUUUCAACCUCCCCAUUCUUUGCAUGGGGAUGCUGAACACUCUCCAUAGUGAUGCACUGGAUAAGGAUCGUGAGGAUUAUAUUUGAUAAGGACAUGCUGAUUGUAUGCGCAAUACCCUCCCAAUGCUUUCCUAUGAGAGAGCAUUGUAUUCGCUGAGGUCAUCAAGAUGGAUGAUCUCAGCCAUGGAGUCAGGGUGUUCUUUGAUGCAAACCUCUCCUUCACCUUUCAUGUCCAGUCAUUUUCCAAAUCCUGCUACUCCCAUUACAAAACAUCCAAUUAGUACAUGGACAACCAGGGACUGUAUAAUCUGAGUAAUUAAACCUAUUUUAUGCUAGUUUCUCUGUUACAUGCACCACUAUUUAAUGCCAAAUGCAGCUAAGGUGCUGGUCAAUGCCAUUAUCCUCUCUCACAUAGACUACUGCAAUCCGCUUCUCAGUGGUGUUGUACUUUCCCAGCUUGCCCUGUUAGUCUAUAUUGAAUGUGGCGAGGUUCACUAUCCUGUCAACCCAUGCCUUCCCCCCUCUGUCAGUCCCAGCACUGGCUUCCUAAAAGAUAUAGGGCUUAAUUAAAAAUUCUGGUACUUGUUUACACAUCUCUACAUAACUUGGCUCCUACCUACCUACCUAUCCUCACUAAUACACAUGUAUGUCCAACCCACGGCCCCUAAGCUCUGCUGAAGAUCUGUGUCAGUCCUUUGUUCAUACUCACACCUCUGACACCCACUUUCAAGACUUCUCUAGGGCUGAACUGUUCCUAUGGAACUCCCUUCCCUGCUCUGUUAGACUCUCACCAAGUCUCUGUUCCUUCAAAAAAUAAUAGAAAAUUCACUUCUUUAGAAAAACAUAUCAAUUAGACUGGUAAUAAUAAUAGCAUUCCCUACCUACCCUUUGGUAACCCACCUUGCUUCCUCUCCUGCAUUUGUGUCAUCCAAAAAAAACUACCUUCAUUCUAAACUAUUCUAGCAAUAUACUCUUCCCGUAUAUGAAAUAUAUCUUACCCUUUGUUUAACUUUCCCCCACUCCCUCUAAAAUAUAAGCUCAUUUGAGCAGGGCCUUCAACACCCUCUGUUCCUGUGCAUCCAACUCGUCUUGCUACAGAUACUUGUCUAUUAGUCCACCCAUUGUACAGAACUGCGGAAUUUGUUGGCACUUUGUAAAUACUAAUGAUUGUGCUUACAUUUGGGAUUUGAAUUAGGUUUAGAAUUAGGGUUUGGUUUAGGGAUACAAUUAAAGGGACACUAUAGUCACCAGAGGUGCUUCCAAGUUCAGUGCCACACUGCGUGCAGCAUAUACGUUUAACGUCUCCGCGCUUUGCAUGAAGACGCUGAACGCUCCCCAUAGAGAUGCAUUGGAUGUAACCAAGCACAAUUUAGUGAUUUCUUCUUUUUUAUUAAAGUAUUGCAUAUCAAGUUUACAAAAUAAACUGCUAAAUUGCAUCUUGCAUGCAAAAAUAAAAUAAUACCAUAAACAUUGCUGCUAAAAAGACUGUAUAACAAUGCUUAAAAUGUACCAUAUUACAUACCCCUUUUCACAAAUGAUAUGAAUUUAUGGGAUGAUUUGAAUUGUAAAACUGCUACAAUACACCAAAAUGUGAAACUGGUCCAUCAAAUAAAUUUAUAAACAUUGUAUUUAUAAAAACUAAAAUAAUCAGAUCUCUUACAUGGCACUGUAACUAUGUAGUCUAUCAAUUUACUGAAAUGUUGCUAAGCAGUUAAUUUCCAGUGUAUCUUUAUGAGCCAUAAUAAAAUCGAUAAGCGAUACCUCCCAAUCAGUUAAUAUGUAAAGGAGAUUUAACAAUGACAGAAAAGGAAGCAUUUAUAAUCGGAGACAAAAUGGUGGAGGCUUAUACUUGCAAAGAUUUUUACAAAUCCCUUCUGUUUAAAGGAAGUAUGUACUAAAGGAGACAAGGGAAUUGCUUGCACCAUAACUUAUUACACAAUGAGCAGAAGUUGUUAUGGUGCUUGGCAUGUUCAUUUAAUCAUGAUACGUUUCUCAAAUAUUUAGCCUUCACAUAUAGCAGAAGUCUAUUUUUCGCAAAAUGAAGCCUUACUGAACUGACAUUCUUUUGUGGGUGCUGUGAUUUAAACAAAAUAAAUCUUGUUUAGAUGGGACCUAAUUAGCCUGUCAAACCAAUGCUACAAAAUAGAUGUUAUAGUAUUUGUAACUAGGCAUUUAUGUUCUUAUAUUUUAAUAGAAGAACAGACUCCACUUCAAGAAGCAUUGAAUCAGUUAGUGAGGCAGCUCCAGAGGUAAGUGCAACAAAAUUAAAGAGCAUUGCUUGUCAGUGGUGUGCAGGAAUCACUGUUAUUCACGAGGUGCUAAGCAAAGGAUUAGACAGAAGUUGUAAAUAUAAUGAUGCCCAUGAGCUGUUGUUGUCCAUUAGAAGUCAGGACAUACUUUUUCUCGUGACAGUUAUUACUGCAAUUUUCAUUUGUUCGGUUUUUUUAUUAUACUCCUAUAUGGCAGAGAAUUGAACAAUAAGAUUGCAAGGGCAUGAUCUACACACAAGACCAUUUCAUUAAGCUAAAGUUGUUUUGGUGCUCAGUGUGUCCCUGUAAUUAAUUACAUGUAUUUAACAAAAAAAAAAGUACAAAAGACAUGGUGCCAUUAUUAGCAAUUUGUAGCAGAGAAACGUUCAUAAAAGAGGUUUGUUUUCUCAAAGUGCAUGGUCCCAGCUUCUCCUUGUUCUAGUGCAGUGUUCUCCAAACUCUGGCCCUCUAGAUGCAACUGGAUUACAACUCCCAUGAUUCUUUGAAUGAAAUACCCAGAGAAUUGUGAGCGUUGUAGUUCAGCAACAUCUGGAGGGCACGAGUUUGGAGAACGCUGCUUUAGUGGGAUGUAAUGAUAGCAGGAUACUCUACCCAGCUUGCCUCUGACAUUUGAGAGCAAAUAUUUUAUAAUUUUUGCUAAAGAUUUAAUUUUCAUAAAUGCUGUAGGGAUGAGUUGAGAUUAGUGAUCUAUCAUUGCCUGUUAAUAAUGUGAAGCCCUGUUUCAGUUUGCGUAGUUUUCAGUACUAUCUCACAUAUUAAAUUAAACCCAAUAUCUAUUUUCUGGAUAACCACCACACAUGCAGGAACUCUGUGUAAAUGCUGCACUGUAGGUCUACAGAUGAGGUGAAGCCAGCAUUUUACUAGUGAUUUUGUUGUUUGUGGUUUUAUAUUUACAGAAAGGAUUCCAGUGCCUUCUUUUCCUUCCCUGUCACAGACUUUAUUGCUCCUGGUUAUUCCAUGAUUAUUAAAAAUCCAAUGGAUUUCAGCACGAUGAAAGAGAAGAUAAGGAAUAAUGAAUAUGAAUCAAUAGAAGAACUAAAGGUAAUCAGAGCAACCUCCCACACUCUUUAUGGUACUAGAUGACGUUGGGAAGACUAAAGCAGAGUGAUGCCUUCACAUCUAGAGGUGACAUUGCAUUUAGGCUCGCACGCUUUAAAUCUUUCAUUAAUCAAAUGGAUUAUUUAAAACAAAUGCUUGGAAAUAAACGGCUAACUUGGGCUAAUGGGAGGUUAUGCUGAUAAAUAUAGGAGCUACCAUCUGCCACAUUGAACUGUUCGUUUAUAAAGGAAACUCUUGCACCGUGCAACCCUUAAUUCUAUCUGAUUCACAAUCGGAACUAAACAUACUUAGCCAGUAUAAAACAAGACAUUGUGCACACAAACCUAACUGCCCUAUGUUGAGUUUAGUGGUGCAAAUCUAUUAUUAACCAUUGCAACUUUAUUUAUAGUGCUCAGAAUUCUAACUCACUGUGAUUUUUUUUUUUUUUUUUUUUUCCUGAUGUAGGAGAACUUCAAGCUAAUAUGUCACAAUGCUAUGAUUUAUAACAAGCCUGGUACAAUUUAUCACAAGGCUGCCAAGAAGCUUCUAAACUCCGGCAUGAAAAUUCUCAGCCAGGUAAAAUAACUUAAAUCCUUCUGUUUUCAGUAGCUAGCCAUGUAAAAGCACAAAUGCAGGCCCUAUUUCAAGAGUAUAAAUCAGGAUAGAGUUGUAUGAAUGAAAAAUCUAUGUAGAUUGUUGUGUAAAGUGCUCUUUACAAUAAGAAAAAAAAAAAAAGUUGAUAUGGAUACUCCGUUUAUCUUCACCAUGCACAAUAAAAUAUUUUCCAUUAAUUCUCUUACACUCAGGAGAUGUACAGCAAGGAGAUACAUUCUAUAAGAGCAAAUAACUAAAAUGUUCUCAUAUAACUUGUAGGGAUAUUUAUCGAAAGGUUGCAGAAUAAUCUGUUUGUUUUGUUUGUUUGUUUUUUUAAACUCCAUGUUGAAUUUUCAGUUCUGAAAAUAUUUUUCGCUACUUUUUUUUUUUUUUUACUUUGUGCCUUUUAUACACAUGGCUAUUCACCAAAGUGACAAUUUCAUGAACUCAAGGUAAAUUAAAGGUAACUAAAAGGUCAAAUUAGAAAUAUAGCUGAGAAUGUUUUCUGCGUGGCCUUUCAUUUUGAAAUUCACUUUGAAUUUCCAACAAUUCUCACUUUUAUGUUGCAUUGUUUUUUAAAUUUUAUUUUUUUAUAUAUAUAACAGGUUUUUUUUUACUACACAUGUAUUAAGCUUUACUUUUCUGGUGUACUUACACCAUUUUUAUUUUGGCAUAGAAAGCCCGGCAGGUUAUGUGCACUUUUUUUGCACAGUAUUCUCAGUGGUACAUAAUUGUGGAAUUGAAAAUGACCGGAUAGACAAAUGGAAGGACUUUUUCAGAUCCUGUUUAUAGCACUUUGAUAUAGGGUUUAACAUCCUAAAAGUGCACUUUUCAGAACACUUUGAUAAAGCUUCCUUCAUUUUUUCACUAUGUUUUUCACCCAGCUGGACCAAUAUUGUGUUUUUUUUCCAGUAGUGUUUACUUUGUGUUCUCUUCAGGAAAGAAUUCACAGUCUUAAACAGAGCAUUGAAUUCAUGGCUGAUCUUCACAGCGAUGGCAAGGAUAAAGAAAAAGGUGAUGCACAAGGUAAUGGAGAUAGGACAGAAGAUCAAAUGAAGGACGAAUCGAUGGAUACAUCUGAUGUUACAGCUUUCAAAAGCCCAAUCAAGGACUUAAAACGGUACCUACACACUAAAAUUUCAAUUCCAAGCUUCAAGUACGGAGAUAUUUUACAGCAAAGUAUAUAUCUAUAUUUAUAAUACAUUUUUUGGAGAAGUCCAUAAUUAAAGUUAUGUGAAUGCUUAAACAUCAAAAGCAGAAUAACAAUUUAUUUUCCUCUAUUAAACCUUGUAAUCCAGAGUUUCUGUGAGUUAGUAACUCAAACAAUCUAGGCAUUUCUGUGUUUUUGGGUUGUCGUCCCCCAAUCUAGAUUACUAUGUAACUAUGUACCUACUAUUUACAGAAAAGAUAAAGACCAGCUGGAUGAUAAACAAAAACUUACAGAAGCUGCAGCAGAAAAGGAACAGGAACUGAUUGAGCAGAUAAUUAAAGAAUCACUGGGCAAGUUAACAAAGAGAGUCAUAAACAGCCAGGUAAUACCCAGACACUUGUAUGCAAAUAUCUAUUUUAAUUUCAGAAAGAAAAAGUUGUAGAUUUAAAGGGACACUCCACUGCCCAAAUGCAAAUUAAAAAAAUCAGUUUAGUAGAUAUACCCCAAAUGGAAACUUGCAUGCAUUUAAUUAUGCAAUUUUUUUUUUUUUUACUGGAGGUAUAUCUAAAAACAGUUUGCAAACGCUGCAGUUCUCUUGUCUGCUGCAUUUGCAAGCUCUCCCCUUCUAACCCCGCCCAGACUUUCUGUGGCUGUCCAAUCACAGACAUCCCAAUGCAGCUCAAUGAGAAGUCUUGCAAGGCAGGUGCUCUUAGCAAUUGCUGCCUUUUGAGUUCAGUGCAAAUAAGCUAACCAAACCCGGAAGUAACAGGACCUGUCAUCUGCUUCAAGGCCAGGUGGGAUGCAACCAGGUAAAUUUAUAAAUGUCUAUUUCUCUGUACUUUUUGCAGAAUGAAAAAAUAGAUGACACACUCUUCACUCAAAACUUUUCAGCAAUCUAAAGUGUUUAAGGGAUCUAGAGUUAUAUAUGAUAUUUAUGGUGACAGCAUAAAAUCAUUUUAAAUUAGACACUCACAAAUACAUUAGUACAGCAACUACACAAAGAUAUUGAAAAUCGAAACAUGUGCUAGACAUUAAAAAUUAGAUUUGGGAACUCCAUUCCAUUGAUUGAGGACCUAUUCCUUAAUAUUUGGGCUUGAAAAUUUUGAAUGCUAAAGGCUGUCAAUAAAUGUUUGUUUGUUUGUUCAACUGUCUAACCGCUGGCGGCAUUAGCCUGCGGGCAUAUAGUUAAACCUCAAAGUGCUCUGUGCAAUUAAAAGCGUUUAUAAUAUAAUCAAUGGAACAAUCUAUUAUGGAGCAGUUACAUGCUAGUACCCUAAGACUUAGCACACUUACAUGCAAAAAACAAGAGGUAAACCGUGAUAUAAACAGUGGAGUGCUGAAUUUAUAUUACACUUAAACAAUAAUGGAGCAACUAGCUCUUAACAGGGUAUACUAGAGAAGAUAAAGAUCUGUACAAUAGGAUAAUAAGUCUAAAAUAAAGGAUAAGGCAUGGUGUGUAAUGUAUGCAAUGACAUGGAGCAGAACUGUAUACCAGCAUGUUCUGUAUUGUGUUAGCAAAGUAUAUGUGGCAAAACCCCAGCUUGGCAUAUGGAGGCUGAACAGUAAGCAGACCUUGCACUGAAUAUAGUAGAGGCCCUGGUAUUGCCAUAAUUGACCAAUGCUGGUGUGAUUUAAGUCUAUCCCUGUUGGGCUCUGCUCCAUGUCAGUGCAUUCAUUACACAUCACACUAUAUCCUUUUAUUUUGGACUAUGUACACUAUUGUACAUAUCUUUAUCUUAUCUAGUAUACCCUGUUAAGAUCUGUAUUGCUCACUUAUUGUUUAAGGUUAAGUCAUUUAAAUUUAUCGCUCCACUAUGUUUGUACAAAUAUGGGGCAAAUUUUGACCCUCAUGGGAUUUAUUAGUAUCCCCAUGCCCUACUCGUCAUGGCGCAAGUGUAAGCAUAUCGACUCACUGCUUGAACUUCCAAUGCAGUCUUCAUUAAAAUAUUUCAUAUAAAGCAUAUAUUUUUAUAAAAAAGUGAAAAGUGACAAAUCCAAUUAAAGGUUGGAAUUGGUAUUACUAUUACAAAAUUAUGAAAAUAAUCUUACAUUGAUUCACAAUAAAAUAAGAAUCUCGCAGCUUUCUUCCUGAUACCCAAUAUAUACACUAAUGUUGUUUGGUUUUUUUCAUCUCAAAUAGGAAACAGACAUUUUGAAAUUGAUCACAAUAUAUCUGCCUUCCACAUCUGUUAAUAGAUGCUUUUUGUUUUAAUUGCUUAACAUUAACAUUUCCUUAAUCUUACUUCUACCCUAUGCCUAUUGCGUUAUUCUUUCCUGUGCAGAUGUCCGGCCAUGAUGAAUUCAGUGGAAAUUAUAUCUGACAUUUGCUUGGUUAGUUUGCCAAAGCUAAGUCCCCACUGACUUUAAUAAUAUAAUGAAAUAUCGAAUGAUAGACAACCACAGUGAAUAGAUUCUCGUGUGUAAGAUGUGCCUUUAAAAACAUUUUAUUCCUUGCAGGUAGAGUUUGAUAGAAGGAAGACAGAUGGGACUACAACACUUGCUUUGCUUAAUCCUGUGGAUGCAUUUAUUGGAGGUAUGCAAUAUCUGUACUGGAUAUAAAGCUUUUCUUAUGUUAAUGGGUUUAAAUAUGUGAAUGAUAAGAAACGUGUAAUAUAAACAUCUUUAGAAAUGCAUAGAUUAUAUCUUCUUGUGCAAUGUUUUUAAAUGUAGAUAUAAGUCUAAAACUUUGGGUGUAUGUCUCGGUUGUCAGGAUUUUCCGUUCUCACAAGUGAAAAUGAAAGCACGCUAUUAUAACCAAGUGCUAACAACCAUUCUAAAAAAAGAAAAUCAUAUUAAAAGAAUGUGCCAUUUAAAGUUUGACAAUAUAAAUAAUUUCAUCAUACUUACCUUGUAUUGAUGCUGCUAUGGAUAUAUCCAGGAAAAGAAAAUCCUGGUAAUACCCACAAAAGAGUAAGAGAGGGAAUUAAGCACAAAAUAAAUCCAAAGAGACUCUGAAAUGAAAAUGCCAUUAUAAUAAUUUAUUAUAGAAUUAAGAGGCUCAUGACAAAAUAUUUCUCCCAAAUUAAGAUUUUUGGGCACAGACAUCCAAGGCACAAUGCCUAAUGAACAUUUGCUGAUGACCAUGUAGCGUCUCUGAGGUGCUUUCUAUAGGAGGGUUAGUUGCAGCUACAAGGAUAAAGACAAGGAUCUCAUGGAAUGGGCUCUUAGAUCAGAAGGAACUUGAAUGUCUUGAGGAUAAGCUUUGGAUAUAGCCAAGAUAGAGUCCUAACCUCAACAUAUGAGGAAAGGGAUUUAGGGGUGAUUAUUUCUGAUGACUUAAAGGUAGGCAGACAAUGUAAUAGAGCAGCAGGAAAUGCUAGCAGAAUGCUUGGUUGUAUAGGGAGAGGUAUUAGCAGUAGAAAGAGGGAAGUGCUCAUACCAUUAUACAGAACACUGGUGAGACCUCACUUGGAGUAUUGUACACAGUACUGGAGACCGUAUCUUCAGAAGGAUAUUGAUACCUUAGAGAGGGUUCAGAGAAGGGCUACUAAACUGGUUCAUGGAUUGCGGGAUAAAACUUACCAGGAAAGGUUAAAGGAUCUUAACAUGUAUAGCUUGGAGGAAAGACGAGACAGGGGGGAUAUGAUAGAAACAUUUAAAUAUAUAAAGGGAAUCAACACAGUAAAGGAGGAGACUAUAUUUAAAAGAAGAAAAACUACCACAACAAGAGGACAUAGUCUUAAAUUAGAGGGACAAAGGUUUAAAAAUAAUAUCAGGAAAUAUUACUUUACUGAGAGGGUAGUGGAUGCAUGGAAUAGCCUUCCAGCUGAAGUGGUAGAGGUUAACACAGUAAAGGAGUUUAAGCAUGCAUGGGAUAGGCAUAAGGCUAUCCUAACUAUAAGAUAAGGCUAGGGACUAAUGAAAGUUUUUAGAAAAUUGGGCAGACUAGAUGGGCCGAAUGGUUCUUAUCUGCCGUCACAUUCUAUGUUUCUAUGUUUCUAAGAUAAUUCACUGACUCAAAGUAGGUUUAGAUGCAGCAUGGCCCUUGUUUUGUCCUGAAAAAUUAAAGAAAAGCCUUAAUGACUGCCUCCAAUCACCUGUCUUAGAUAAAUAGCAAGGCAUGUGGCGACUGAUUUUCACAGGAGUAGAUCAUGACUGAUAAAAGGCUGGUAAGACAAUCUCUUAAUUUAGAUGAAAGUUAAAGAUGACCUUAGGCCUAACCUCUGGAACUGUGGGAAGAACAGUUUUAUCAGGAUAUAAAACAGUAAAACAUUCUUCUGCGGAUAAGGCGUAAAUCUCUAAAAUUCACCAGGUAAUGGCCACCAAAAAAAGACACUUGAGGGUAAGAAGAAGGUCAUCCUGCAAGGGUUCAAAGGUGUUUAUAAACCAUGGUAUCCACAGCCUACCUAAAUCCACUUGGGUUAAUAAAGCAGAGACCUGAACAUGAAGGGAUCUUAAACUGAGUCAUCUGUCCACACCUCCUUGAAGAAAUUCCAACUGGAACUCCGACUGAAAUGUAAUAGAGACUUCUUUAUUGGUAGUCCAGUCUACAAAAGACAUAGAUAUCCCUCUUGAUUGCAUCAGUGUAUGUCUAUUACUGAUUCUGAAAAUCGGGGUCCUCCGCUCAGUCUCCAUGCCAUCAUAUGUAGUUUGGAAGAUGACGGAUGAGAUUGUGGUCCUUGUGUUGGCAAUUUCAGCAUCCAGGGAAUCUUCCGUGGAGUUUCCGUUACUAGAGACCUGAGGAAGGGGAAACAGGGUUUGCGAGUCCAAUACAGGAUGACUACUAUCACCUGAAGCAGUUUCAGUGUAUUCCAGAUUAGCUGGAAUGGAGGAAAUAAAUAGGCCAGGUUGGAGGACCAAGGGUUGUACAUAAAUGGCCUAAGCGAUGAAAAACAGCACUCAAAAAAGUGAACAGCACUAAACCAUUAUUUACAAUGUGCAGCAAAUAAUUAUAAAAGUGAUAAAACCAGCAGCAAUCAAAUAGAAACUGUACAAACCAGCAGCAACCAACCAACCCUGGCUCUGUGUGUGAAAGGCUCCUAUGGCUCCACUGGAGCCUGGCGUAGAUCUUUAAAUACCUAUACAUUUCAUGGAACCUACUUAACUGUAGCUUGGGAUAGGAUUUAGAGGGAGACCAAAAAUAUGUUGCCACUGAUGCCUAUUUAAUUAGUCAUCCAUGUGAAAGUUAUACUCGCUGUCACAAGUCUCAUAUGUAGGCCUAAACAAUGAGCACUAGUUGAAUCCUAUGGAGCCUUUCCCACCCAGAGCCAGGUUUGAUUAGGCUCUGUGAAAUGUGAGUGUAAACUCUCAAUAUUUUAAAAUAAGUGUUCACAACUGUAAACUUGAUAUCAGGCAAUUUUCUGUGCUUACAAUAAUACCUCUACCCAUAGGAUAAACGUUGAUUUUUGUAGGUAUCCUGUAACUAAGGAUAAACCUAUCUCCCAGGGUCGUUUCCUAAAUGGGGAUACAUACAGGGAGCUCUAGGGAAGUGCUAUAUAAAAAUUUAGCCAAGGCAAUAUAAAAUAAAUAGUAAUUACCUCAAAAACAUGUCCGUAGCCAAGAGGACAAAAAAGACUGGAGCUAUAGGAAAGAUUAUGACCUAUUUAUAAUUAAUUUCCUGUCCUAAGUGGGCAGAGCUAACCCUGUAGUGAUGCCAUGGUUUAGCCAGUAAUAUAUUUUUAAUGCAUUGAAAAUCUAUUGUAAAAAACAAAGUUAAAGAAGUUACCUUUCAAAGUGUGGUGUACCGCACAGUAUGUUUAAUAUCUAAAAUUCACUUUUUUUCAUUAGAUUCUGGACAAGGCUCUCUUGCAUCCACAGCAGGCCGUCUGCAAUCAGGAGUUAAUUCACUGCAAGGAUUCAAAGAAGAUAAGCGUAACAAGGUAACUCCAGGUAAAUGAGAGAUUCAUUUUUUUGCACCAUUUAGGAAUGUCUUCUCUAUUUCAGGUAAAAUGGUGUAAUGAUUGUUUGGAAUUUUUUUUUUUUUUUUUUUUUUACAAAUGACUGUUAUGAAUCAAAUGUAUAUGUUGUAAUAUAUAAAUUAGUAAUCAUACUAUACUCCAAGUUAAAAGCUAUUAAAGGCACACUCCAGACCCAUAGAGCACUUCAGCUUACAGAUGUGCGUUGUGUGAAGAGUCUUUUUGUUAAAAAAAAGUGCAGAUUUUAGUAAACAUUUGCAUUUAUCACAUAACAUUGUUACACCCACUGAGUGUAAAUCAGACAAUCAGUCCUGAUACUUCUUAGUUGUUUAGCUCAUUAGAGCUAAAAUCAAGAGACAAGCAAUUACUCAGAGCACCUGGCUUGCAAAGACUUCUUAUUAAGCUGCAUUGGGAAGUCUUUGAUUGGACAGCCACAGAAAGUCUGGGCAGGUUUAGUUAUCUACUAAAACGUUCGUUUGACCAUUGUUUAGUCCACUGUCCCAAAAAAAUCCCCAGGAUUAAACAAUGGUUUCUUUGGCUAGUUCUUAAUGCAAUAGCAGGCUUGGUCAUCUGGCAUCAUCAGGUUGGAAAUAAUCAUUUUUACUAGUUGCCACAUAAGUGAUUAGCCUGUUUGUAACAUUAUGUGAACAACUCAUUUCAGCAGAAAUGGAAGGUGUGUGCGAGGUAGUUUUUACUGCAGUUAGUGCAUUGUAUUAUAGAAGGACAUUGUGAUCCACAGGCCUAUAUGUUCUGUAAUUAUGGUGCUGGCUCUCGGCAGCCCAUCAUAAGCCACCGGAGUCUGGCGUAGAUCUUUAAAUACCUAUACAUUUCAUGGAACCUACUUAACUGCAGCUUGAGAUAGGAUUUAGAGGGAGAACAAAAACAUGUUGCCACUGAUGCCUAUUUAAUUAGUCAUCCAUGUGAAAGUUAUACUCGCUGUCAGUUCACAAGUCUCUUAUAUGUAGGCCUAAACAAUGUAUUGCAUUUAGUGUAACAAUACAGGAGGGUUUUCCAUUCUAUAUUUCCUGUUUGAAUAUGCUUCAGCUGCAAGUACUCUGUAACCUUGGGGUUGAUACUAAAUCCUGCAUCUUCUAAACUAGCUAACUCAGUAGAAUUGACAAAAUUAGUGUCCAGAAAGUCAGUCUGGUAGCAUAAGUAACCCACCUCAAGGUAUCUCUAAAGACCAAUGCAUUUAUAUACUAUAUUUAAGUAAAUAUGUACAGACUUUUGUAGACUGCUUCAUUUUUUUUUUUGUCACAGUUAUGAUUUUACUGAGAAGGAUGUUUUUUCUUCCUUAGUUUUAUACUUGAAUUAUGGACCAUUUUCCUCCUAUGCACCAUGUUAUGAUUCAACGUUUGCAAACAUAAGCAAGGACGAUUCGGAUUUAAUCUACUCUACAUACGGAGAAGAGUCCAGUCUUCAAGGUUCUUGCAGGUAGAGUGAUAACACCUUAUUUUGGAUGAUUAAAGGAACACUAUAGUCACCUAAAUUACUUUAGCUAAAUAAAGCAGUUUUAGUGUAUAGAUCAUUCCCCUGCCACUUCACUGCUCAAUUCACUGUCAUUUAGGAGUUAAAUCACUUUGUUUCUGUUUAUGCAGCCCUAGCCACACCUCCCCUGGCUAUGAUUGACAGAGCCUGCAUGAAAAAAAACUGGUUUCACUUUCAAAGAGAUGUAAUUCAUCUUAAAUAAUUGUAUCUCAAUCUCUAAAUUGAACUUUAAUCACAUACAGGAGGCUCUUGCAGGGUCUAGCAAGCUAUUAACAUAGCAGGGGAUAAGAAAUUAUUAAUUAAACAGAACUUGCAAUAAAGAAAGCCUAAAUAGGGCUCUCUUUACAGGAAGUGUUUAUGGAAGGCUGUGCAAGUCACAUGCAGGGAGGUGUGACUAGGGUUCAUAAACAAAGGGAUUUAACUCCUAAAUGGCAGAGGAUUGAGCAGUGAGGCUGCAGGGGCAUGUUCUAUACACCAAAACUGCUUAAUUAAGCUAAAGUUGUUCAGGUGACUAUAGUGUCCCUUUAAAUAAAAUAACCCUUCUAAACCUUUUGAUAUAAUAUUUACUAUCCAGAGUAAAGGGCAGUGUAUGAAAUUGCUAUCAAUUUAUUUAGACUUCCUAUGUGAAUAUAAAUGUUGUUGCUAAUUAUUGUUGGGCCAAAGCUGGUAUUACUGAGAUUACAGAAGGACUGUGACUCAACAAUUCAAUAAGCAUUUUAACUGAAGCAUCGAUCAUAUCAAGUAAACUGCUUAUGGGUGGCAUUGUUCUGAAUUAUCCUAGUAUUCUAGUAAUGUAAGAAAUAAAAAAAAAAAAAAAAAUAAAAAGUGUCAACUAAUUCUUUCACAAAUAACAGAAGAGUAGCAAUCUUUUUAUGGCGUAUGAUACAGACUAACAAAUAUAGUCUGAGUCUGCCAUUGGGAAAGGUGUGCCGUUCCACCUUUGUAUUUGUGCUAUUGUUAAAAGGUCAUCUUGACCCAGUGAAAGGAAACCGCAUGGCGUUGCCCGAAGAAUUAUGUAGUACAGAGAGUUUACUUUGUAUUAUUUACUUAUCAAAAAAGCUGUCUGAUCUGUUAAGUUUUAAAAGUUAUUGUAUUUUGAUUGAGCUGGUGGCGUGUCAUUUAUAUAUUCAUUUUAAAUAUUCUAUUUUCAAGUUAAUCCUUUUUAACACAGUAAGUGUAUAAUUACAGGGUUAUUCACUUGUCCAGAAGGACAGAAUCCAAUGAAUUUAGAGUAUUCGGACUGGAAUGUCAAUUCUCAUAUCUACUAAAGGUGCCACUUAGAAAUGUAAAAAGAACAAAAAGCCCAGUAGGUGCUCUUCGUAAGAAGAAAAUAAACAUGUUUCUGAUUUCUCGUACUACGCUUGGGCAGUAGCAAUGACCAUGAUACACAUCAGUCCCAAUACAUACAAAAAAAAACAAAGAAAAGAUUUAACUGCACACUAUGCUAAAUCCCUUAUUUACAUUUAAAUAACUGGAGGUUUUAUUUUAUUUUUUUAAAUUCUUUAUUUUUGGUGCACAGGUAAAUACACAAGUACAUGCCUUGCCUUGACCGCAAAGGGAAGAGCAAUCAUAUCAACAAAAUAGAACAAGAGCAUUGUAUUUGGAAAGCAGUACGAUUAAGUGAAUAUAUCCAUAAACAAGAUAUCUUAACUAGCAUUACGCAUAUUACGCAUUUAUGAAUAUCAAGGGUGCAGCACCAGAGGAAGAGGGGAGACUGUACAAAUCAGCUUUUCUAACAGAGUACAACUAACAUCUUCUAGGUCUAGUAUUGACACUAUAUGUGAGGUCAGUAGAGAGUGUAUAUAGGCAGAGUAUUAUAUACUGGGUGUCUAUUAUUGAACCAGCUAUGUAGGAGGUAGCAGCGUAUGAGCGAGUUGUUCUGUGAUUCAUGAGCGUAAAACCUACGAGUAAUACUUGAGUAGCCAACACCAUAAAUCUACAAAAUUGUAUGUAGCAAGGAUUGUGAAUGUGUGGGUGUCUUUGGCUCCCCGAGGGAGUAAGCACCUUUGACCAAGGGGGUUUCUGGGGUGGGGGGGAGGUUGCACACCACAUGGUGGCUUACCUAGUGUGUAUGUGAGACUAGACCUAGACUGCACCCAAAGCCAAGACCUUAAAAUUGGUGGUAAAAACAACAAAUAAUAUUGGAUGUAUAAUUCAGUAACAGAACAAAAACACAAGAUAGGGAAUUCUGUGUGACAGCUUCGUCCUCUCCAGGGUCAGUCAGGUGACCAGUGGAGUCUGUGGUGAGAGCAGGUCCUGGAUCCCAUACAUGUAGGUUAUGUGGAGGUGGCAGGUGUUGGGUCACAAGGCCAAGAGUGGAGAGUAGUGUAGGUGCCUUGGUUCCAAAAGUGAGUUUGUAGACAAUUCCAUUGUGCGUGAUGAGGAGGGAUCUCGGUGUUGCCAAUCUAUAGGCCACCUCUGCAAAACAUAGUCGAUUAGUAAGUGGAUUUUGUGAUUUUUCGCCACUGAAGUGUGGCCUUGGUCAAAUAUUGGUAGAAGGACAGUUGCAUGUUUUCAAAUGACAGUGGGGUCUUACUCCUCACCGCUGCCAUGAUGUGGCCUUUGUCUUAAUAUGCGAAGCAUCAGAGGAUGAUAUCUUCAGUAAUUGGGGCGGGUUAUUGUUGGGAGGCGAAAUAGUUCAGCAAUAGUGAACUUUUUGCCCAAAGCCAAUAGUAAAAGGGUAGUCAACUUAUGUAGUGUUGUAAUUCCUCCAUAGUGAUUGCGGGUGGUACCCUGCAGAUUUUAAGAUGGUUGCGGCGGUACCGGUCUUCCUGUGCGGCCAUUUGCAAUGAUAUAGUCUGCUGGGUAGCCUGCUGUGAGAGCAUUGUUUCUUUCAUAUUGGCCAUUUCAUCACGUAUUUUCCCUAUAUCCGCCUGUGUGGCCUUCGCCCUCUGUGAUUUGCUGCAAGUUUGUUUUUAGGGAAGCCACAUCUGCAGUUAGGAGCCUGUGGAUUUCCAAUAAAGUGUUCUGCAUAUUUUGUAAGUUCUGUUUUGUAGCAGUGGCUGUACCCUCAGAGGUGUCUCUGGGUCUGCGUGCUUCCCUGUGUUGCUUGAUUGUGAAUAAGGGCCUGGCUUGGUAAGCUUUGGGUGGCCGGCACUUUCCUCUGAAGCAAAGUUCCAAUGUCCCAUUGGUUAUCUGUUGUAAUGGGCUGUGGUCUCUGAGAACGGCACCCCAUUGUUUUUUGGUUUGGGAGGACUGCAGUGUGGCUAUUUGGAGCAUCGGGGGAUCCGUUCAGGCCUGUCCUGCCAAGAAGUUCAUCAAGGUUACGGGGUGCCGGUAGGUAGUAGGCCCCAGUUCUUCGUUUCAGCUUCUGGGUGUAUAAAGAUGUCCUCUAGUGAUGCAGUGGGGGUUCACUAGACUGUGCCCAGUGUUUUGGGGUCUGAAUGGUGCAGGUGAGUUGCAGGAUUACAACCGAUUUCACUGAGUUUUGGAGCAACCAGAAAUGGCGUCAAGACCGUGUCGCUGUCAGGCUCCAUCUGCUCAUAACUGGAGAUUUUUAGUAUCACUCCAAUGGCCAUUAACCCCUUAAGGACACAACUUCUGGAAUAAAAGGGAAUCAUGACGGAAUAUUUCCGUCAUGUGUCCUUAAGGGGUUAAAGUAUAAGCUUGUCUGCCACGUUAAGGCAAAACCUCUUAGUUGAGUUUGGAUUGCCAUGGGAAAAAAGUUCAUCUAGUUUAAGGCAGAAUGGAGCAUAUUUAUGUGAAUUGCAGUGGGGAGUGGAUUGGUUCUCAAUGAGGCCAGAUCCUGUGACAUUGUGAUAGCUUGAAGCUAGGUAAUAAUUUUUUUUUUUUUUUUUUUUUAUAUUCUUUAUAUAAACACUUACAUCUGCUCUCCUGUGCAUCUCAGUAAACAACUGUUGUGGGGGAACAAGGAAAUGACCCUUCCAGAGAAGUGAAAGUUCUGCUUUAACUUUUUUGCUUUUCUGUUAAUUUGGCUGUAACUUUGCUAGUCCACAAGGCAUUGCAGCUGCUAUUUGCACAUCCCUGCUCGUAAACUCUUGCAUGUCCUUUUCACCUAGUUCUUAGAUUGAGGGGUUAUCUUUAAAUUAAUUCUCCAAUGUUCAUAUUUCUAGGCAACAGUGAUAUUUUUAUACAGCUCUAACAGUUUUGUGGCUUACAAAGGGCAACAAGGGAAAGUGGGAGUUCUACUUUGCUCAAAUCAAUGCAGGUCAAAAUGUAAUUUUGAUCUGUAAUCUCCAUAUUCUUACAGUAUUUGAUUUUUCAUUAUCAUAUAUGAUGUAUAAUCUUUUUUUUUUUAAUGCUUAUAGCAUCCAGACGUUCUUGGAGAAUACACUGGAUCGACCAUAUGGGAUGGCUGAGUCUAUCCUUGACGCCUUUACAAAUGGAGAAUAUUCAAGAGUGCAGAGAGAUCAGGACAUGGUAAGUAAAGCUCACUGCUUAAUCGCCUCUAAAUGCAGGUUGGAAUUGAUUUACUUAUAAGAAUGGGAGGGUUUGUGUAACAUUGUACCCGAUGUGUUAUUUACUGAACUGGGAAUCGGUGAUACACUGAGAAUGAAAUUGCAAAUUAUGGGACAAAAUAUACCAAUUGAAAUUGUAUCCAACUUUAGGAUUUGCAAAUUUCAGGUUAAAAUAGGUUACUGAAUAAUUAACUAUUUAUCAUUCAUUCUAGGUAACAGCAGCCACCAGGGAUUGUCCAGCUGUGACGGAUUGUAGCAGUGCCUCUGACCAGUUUGCCUAUUUAAAAUCUGUAUUUGGACCAGGUUUUUUUGAGGACCACUUUGAUUCAGUGGGUAAGGAAGCUGAUUUUUUUGCGAAGGGUGCGGAAUAUGUUGGCACUGUAUUAAGGAUUGUAAGUGUAAGGGUAUCUUUGUUCCACAGAUAUUGAUUAUUGGGAUAUACAAUAUUAAAUGUGUGUUCUUGCCUUUUCUUGCUCACUCUUUUUAGGGUCUAUUCACUAAAAAGUCAACUGAAAACCCAGUUUCAAUUUUCAAACAAAGAUCGCUGAACUGAACUUUAGUCCAAUUCAGAACAAAUCACUAUAUUAUAAUCAGUUAUUUUCCAAAGUUAAAAUUCAGAGUGAAUUUCAAGUUGAAGGUCAUAGUAACUGAUACAAAAGCAUAGCUGACUUGGAGAAUUUUUCCAUUUUGGCUAUUUUGACCUUGAAUGUAAAGUUUACAUUGACUACCAAUUUAGAAAUAUUUACUAAAAAAAAUGAAAAUUCACCCAAUGUGGUCUCAGUAGGGUUGUCAAAUUACAGAAUGCAGUUUAACCACAAGGUGUGGGGGAUCUGGAGUUUAAACAAUCCAGAACUACAUUGUGCUUUUCUUUUUUUCUUUCUUACUGAUUUGCUUUCUAGAAAGGUUUGGUGCAUUACAGAUCAUGGUGAAGUAUUUAGUAGAUGCUAGUCCAACCACCUUAUAUUAUACUUUUAACCAAUUAAUGUAGGUCAUAGAUCUUACCAGAUAUCACAGUGAUUAUUCUAACAAUCAUUGCAUUACAAUUUUAUUUUGUACACUUGGAUUUAUUUUCAAUGUAGUAUUCAGUUUUAUAUUUUUAUUCUUAAAGCUAAUUCUAUAAUUUUAGUUGUUUUUUUUGUAACUUAAUUUCUGUGUCAAUAUGUCAGUCUGUAAUUGUACUGUCCCGUUUUUUCAUGAUUGACUUUACAUAUUCCUUUGUAGAAGCAAAAUCUUUCCAGAAGAAGCUUGAUGAAACCACUAAGCUCAUUUGGGAGCUGCAGGAAGUUCAGAAUGAACGAUUGAGCAGUAAACCUCCCCAGAACAUGAUCUGUCUUCUUGCCCCAUCUUCCAAGGAAACACAGCUAGGUAUGUUGCCCAGUGUUUUAACAAGGCUUGUGUACAAAUGUGUUGGGUUUUUUUAAGCUGUCAUAUUCAGUCCAUCUGGGAUUUACCUGUGGAGUCUUAAGAUUUCACAAGUAUACUCCAGACCAAACAAUUUAAUGCCUCAAGCCUGUCAAUUCAUAAUCUAUACUGAUGUCUAAGUGUUUGUGUAUCACAAUAUUAAGCUGAGCAAAAGGAGAGGAUACUGCCGCUCUUCCAUAUAAUCCAUUGCCCAGGGUAAAAAAAAAAAAUUAAUUGCCCCUGGAGCAGCAAUGUUCCUCCUCAAGGUGUCUUUUACACGAAUGUGUCAGUGGUUUAUUUACCUCUGAGCAAGCAAAUAAAAAUGUGUCUUGAAUUUAGUACCACUGCUGUAAAAUCUACAAAUAUCUGAAAUAUAACGUAGACCAGGUGUCAGAAUUUACACUCUCCUUUGGUCACUAGAAAUUCAUCACUGGGAGAGUAUGCUAUGGACUCUGCAGGCUUGCACUGGCAAGUAACUAAUAAGACCUGGCUAGUAACGAAGGAUUUGAAAUUUCAUGGCAUGAUGUAAACAUGUAUCCUGUGUUUAUUACAUAUAGAUAUAAUAUAGGGUAAAAUCAAAGCGGCUCUGUCACAGUAUUUCCCCUUUGUUUCUUAAUGAUUACAUUUUGCCACUUGCCUUUGUUUACAAUCUUUUUCUUGCUUGUGCCGGAUCUCAUUACAUUGACGUCUCCAUUUUCUUCUCCUUUGCCUGUGAAAUGUGCAGUUUGUCUUUCUGCUGUAUUCUUUUGACUGAUGGAUUGUGGGUAAAUUCACUUAGGAACUAAAGUGGAUCUUUGCUUAAUCUGUGCCCAGUGCCAAAAAUCAUGCUGUCCAUAACAAAACAUAAACCCUGCAUUUUCUUAUGUAUUGUUAAAAAGUAAAGUGAAUUUUAAAAAAUAAAUAGAGCAGCUUUAAGACUCUUACUUACCUUUUUCUUUCUUUUAAAGCUGAGAGUGUAAAUGAGAAUUUGAGACAACUAGCACGGCAAGUGCAACCUGGAGAUAUUGUCAGUAUUGCAGGUAUCCGGAAAGCUAUGGGUAUUUCUGACAUUUUGCUGAGGACAGAAGAGGCAGUGGUGGAUUUGACAGGUAUGUUUCUCCUCCCCAAUAUUCUCAGACAUCUGUGGUUUAAAAUAGAGCUGUCCUCAAAACGUUUACAGCUUAUUUCAUUGAAUUUAUGCAAAUAUAUAUUUUUAUAAUUUCCUCUGCAAUACAAAAGUUUUCUGAAUCCACACACAUUUGAUCUUUCCCCUACACUUUUUCCCCUACAACUCUCUUGUUUUACACACCCAUACAAGCUAAAAUUGUAUACAAUAUUGUUUUGAGAAGGCUAAAGUUUGUCUCAGGGGAAAGGACACCAUCAAGCACAUGUUAGAAAAUCAAUGGCCUUUAAAAAAAUCACAAAGAUGCUUAAAGGGGACACUAUAGUUUUCAAAACAAUGCUUAAUGAAGCAGUUUUGGCAGAUCAAUCAUGUGGUUACAGUCUAACUGCUCAGGUCUCUGCCAUUUAGGUGUUAAAUCAUUUUGUUUAUACAGCUUUAGUCACACAUUCCUGCAUGCAUCCCUGUGACUUACACAGCCUUCCUAAACACUUCAUAGUAAGAGUCAUCUAAUGCUUACACUUAUUGCAAAUUUGUUUUAAUUUAAAAAUUUUUAUCUCCUGCUCUGUUAAUAACUUGCUAGACCCUACAUGAGCCUCCUGUGUAUAAUUAAAGCUCAAUUUACAGAGCAGGAGAUGAAAACUUUUAAAGUAAAUUACAUCAGAUUGAAAAUGUAAACAUUUUCAUUUUCAUGCAGGCUGUCACACUCAGGGGAGGUGUGGCUGGGGCUACACAAACAGAAAUUAAAGUGAUUUAAGUGAAUAAUAAAUAGCACUGAAUUAAGCAGCGAUACUUCAGAUCAGAGGCGUAACUAGAAACCACAGGACCCUGGUUAAAAAAAAAAAAAAGCUCUCUCCCCAACCCCCCGCUACUCCCUCCCAUACGUACCACCUUCCCCCCUCCACCACCACCUAGACAGACAUACAUACAAACCCACACAUAUACAAAAUUAGUCACCCUACUAUUUCCUACCUUUUAGAUGCAGGACUUCCCUGUGGUUCAAUGGUGGCUCAGGCUGAUGGGAGUUAGAGUUGCCACUCUGACUCCCUCCUCUCCUUGCUCCCAGUGGUUGUUGGGAGGAGUGACCAGGGCAGUCACUUCCUCCCAGCGUCUGAUGUAACCACAGGGGUCGCAGCUGCGACAGGGCCCGUCACUCAAGGAGGCCCGGCCACCCUGUGGACCCCUGCGACUGGGUGUCCGCUGCCACGUGUUGCGGCCGCAUUGAAGGAGCCCAUUGGGUGGCCCAUGCUGUUGGGGCCACCAGAUGGCAAUGAAUUUCCAGGGGGCCCGGUCAGCGCAGCGGCCCUAGCGUCCGCGGUAGUUCCACCACUGCUUCAGAUUCAUAAUCUAUGCACAAAUGCAGCUUUAUUAAGCUAAAGUUUUGGUGACUAUAGUGUCCCUUUAAUUGAUCCUUACAUUUCAAAUUUCCCUAUAUAUAAAAGCUAAUAUUAUUCAUUAAUAUUUAAUAAUAAUUAUUAUUUAAUAAUUCUAUUCUCUAGACAAACCUACCACUGAAGCCUUUACUGAAAAUGGAACAGAAUGUCAACUAGUUGGAACGUAAAGCCACUUAAUGUCUUGUAAAUGAAUGUAAACCAAAUGUUUUAAUGCUAAUAAACCUGAAUCUUGUGUUUUUUCACAAAA